AUGUCUCUCCGCAACGAAGAAGACUUCGACAACUACGACGACUACAUCUACCACCUGGCUGGCGGCGACGCCGAGCAAGCCAGUGGAGACGAUGUCUCCAGCGACUCCGAAGCAGGAUCUUCGGAGUCCGCUCCCAUGCGCUCCCCACCCGAAGAAAGGGAUUCGGGCAACGAAAUGGACAUCACUUCGUCCUACCUCCCCCCCUCUUCCCCUUCCUACGGAAGCAGCGGCGAAGAAAUGGACACGGGGGCCUUCGGUCCCACAUACCAAUCCUCCAGCGACGAGGAUUCCUCGGAGCUCAGCGACGCGCCUUCCGAUGACGAAGAGCUUAGGAGUGAAGAAGUCGACAUGGCAGACGCAGAGCCGUCUCCAUACGAAGCCCACGUAGCACAAGCUACGUUUCUUCCCGAUCCCGAUCCCGCCCCAGCAAAUCCCCCCGCCAAAGUCGCAGAAAUCGACAUGCGGGAUGCAGAUCCAGCGCCAGAACCGCACCAGGAAGCCGUCGAGCCAAUUCUCCAAGAAAAUCCCGUGGACCUUGCACCCCCCAAGCAAGAAGAAGAAGAAGAAGUCAUGGAGAUGCAGGCAUCUCCUUCACCCCCACCUCCUCAGCCAUCUCCACCCCCACCACAACCAGCCGCACCCAUCACACACGCCACUCCCGCUUCCCCACCCCCAACUUCCACUGAGCAGCAGCAGCAGCAACAGCAGCAGCCUUCAGCCUCUAAAGCCGCAUCCACCCAAAAAAAGGAGCUUUCAGCGCCCGUGGCCAACAAAGCCAUUCCACAUCUCACACCCACCCCCUCUCUAUCCGCGGAACGUGCGCGAAUCCAAACACUCCUUUCUUCCCUCGCUCUCUUGAACGAAAAGAGCAAGGCGUUCUUUUCGAGGCUGGAUGUCAUGCAUGCGAAGAUUGAGGCGUUGUAG
Molecule: messenger RNA, 924 nt
Organism: Bipolaris oryzae ATCC 44560
Lineage: Eukaryota; Fungi; Ascomycota; Dothideomycetes; Pleosporales; Pleosporaceae
Exons: 1
Coding region: 1-924 (307 amino acids)
Source: RefSeq, a predicted model, not a curated record